Messenger RNA from Mesocestoides corti, 642 nucleotides. The record is from the annotation of a GenBank genome assembly. NCBI's taxonomy places the organism in Eukaryota, Metazoa, Platyhelminthes, Cestoda, Cyclophyllidea, Mesocestoididae.
AUGAUGCCGGAGGCGAAUAAAGAGUUGGCUGACCAGAUCAAACGCUGCCUCGACUGCAGUUUCCAAGACAAUCAAGAUCCACUACGUGAUUCUGCGUUCGUUGAGGAAAAAGUCAUGCUCUGUCUCUCACUGUCUAUGACAAAUGACCCAGAAAUCCUCAAGUGUGCACCACUAACGCUCAUUGGAUCGAUAGUUCGUUGUCUGUGCGUCGCCUGCCAGCAGGACGCCUCAGUGGAGUCUGCAUUGAUCGCUUGGAGAGGUGCACGAAAACCGCCUAAAGUCGGUGUCGACGAAUCGAUUUUUAGCAAAGACACAACUGCCAACGAUGAGAUCAUGCUGAAACUGAACGAACAUCGUCUUGGCACGCAAUGUUUACUAGGUGACGUCGAGAGUGACAGGAAUAACUUGGCCUCCAUCUUAUGUCACCUAUGGAGGUGCAACAUGGAGCGUCUGAUUGGUGAUGAUCUUCGCGAAUCGGGCCUGCGACCAGUCAGUGCUGACAGAAGGCAACUGCAACAGGCAGAAGAAAUAGCGAAAAUCAGAGGGGAAGGCAUUAGGUCGAAGAAAAUGGCUAUUUUGCGAGCCGCUAAUGACGCGGAUGCCUGGCUCGAGGCCGAGUGCUGCAACCUGGUAGAUUGUUAA